AGUGGUUCGCCGACGACAAGUGUUUUGUGCGGAACGCCUCGUACCCGGCGUGCCAGUACCUGCUCUCAAAGAACAUCACCGACUUCGUCCCCGAGGUGGACUGCCACACAAAGACGGAGCUCGCCUCCGAGCAAUACUUCAAGAACUAUGUGCUGCGUCUGAAGCCGGACGGUCUGGCCACGCCGGGCGACAUCGGCGACAUUAACUGGCAGCUGGCGCUCUGUCUGCUACUCUCCUGGAUCAUCGUCUUCCUCUGCCUCAUGAAAGGCGUCAAGAGCUCCGGCAAGGUGGUGUACGUGACUGCCACGGUGCCGUACGCCUUCCUGAUCGCCAUCCUGGCCUACGGGUGCACGCUGCCCGGCGCCAUUGACGGCGUCAAGUUCUUCUUCAUCCCCGACUGGGAGAAACUCAAGGACAUCAACGUGUGGCAGAAGGCGGCCGAGCAGAUGUUCUUCUCUCUCAGCGUCUCCUGGGGCGGCAUCAUCAUGUUCGGCUCGUACAACAAGUUCAACAACAAGGUGCACAUCGACGCCAUGCUCAUCUCAUCGCUGGACUUCAUCACGUCCAUCAUCGCCUCUGUGGCCGUGUUCAGCAUCAUGGGCUCGAUGGCGCAGUCGGCCGGCGUCCGGGUGGACGAGGUGGUCAAGUCCGGCCAGGGCCUGGCGUUUAUCGCCUUCCCGGAGGCCAUCGGCGCCGUGCCCGGCUGGCAGCUCUGGUCCGUCCUCUUCUUCCUGAUGCUCUACACCCUCGGACUGGACUCGGAGUUUGCUCUGCUGGAGACGGUAACCACAGCCAUCUACGACGCGUUCCCGUCCACGCGGAAGAGCAAGGCGCUGAUUACGCUGAUCGCCUCCAGCAGCUGUUUCCUGAUGGGCCUGCCGUGCGUCUCCCAGGCGGGUCCGUACGUGCUGCACCUGAUGGACACAUUCGGCGGCCUGGGCGUCAUGGUCAUCGCCGUGUUCGAGCUGGUCGGUAUCAUGUGGGUGUACGGCGUGCGCCGGUUCGCCGACAAUGUGCACUUCAUGGUCGGCUUCCGGCCCAGCCUCUUCUGGAAGGUCUGCUGGGCCUUCGUGGCGCCCGUCAUGCUGGCGGCGAUCUUUGCGUACUCGAUGUACGAGUACGAGCCACCCAAGUACGGCGACUACGAGUACCCCGAGUGGGCCGUAUACGUGGGAUGGGGCCUGGCCGGCAUCUCGCUGGUGCAGAUCCCCCUCUGGGCGCUGCUCACGGUGCUCUACUACCUCUGCAAAUGGAAGCCGGGCCAGGCGUUCCGUCCACUGCCCAGCUGGGGCCCCGGCGACCGGGACGCCCGCCGGCGGCUGCUGGCCCUCCAGCACCAGGUACACGGCCGGCCGCACCUGCACGGCCACGAUAACUCGGGCCUGGAGACGGAGCGGGUAUAGUGCCAGCCGCCGCCCGUACUAGGGGACACCAGCAGCAGCAGAGAUAUAGGGUCGCUAGGCGCGACAGAGUACCGUCGUGGCUGUGUGUAUUGUUUUUGCGACGGGAAUAUGCGGAAAAGUGAUGGUCCAAGCGAUGGUCUGCGCAGUAACACGGCCGCGGGACGGACGGAACCAGAUAGCACUGCUGAAGACAGUGGCUCCGGGCCCUCUCACAAGCCGUCGGGACCCGCGACUCAACGGCUGGAACGGUAGUGAGGCAAGAGCGUGAGGUCACCGACGCUGGACCACACCGUAACCCGCCCCAGGUACCAGCGACUGGUGAGGUGACACUUUGAGCGGCCUUCCCGAGUCAUGACGUGAGUGAGUGAGACCAUGGGACAAGCCUGAAAGAGACAGGGGAACGUCCUCUGAGUGACGUGCAAAUGUGGGCAAAAAAUGUACAGGACCAGUGUGUGGAAGUGCAACUUUUGAUGACUUUGAAGCCUUGUGAAUGAUAACAUAAAGUAGUUCACGUAUGUUUCCAACGCGUCUACUCCUGGCUUGAUCAUAAGCAUUUGUAUCCUCUCGAAAAGAAAGAAGACAGCUGUAGUCAUCGUCCAUCGAGAACGCUAAGCAUUCCUUUGAACAUGACAUUGAACCACCGGACGAUAUUUUAGCGUACUAACCACUGUGUAUGAAGAGCAUGCUAGCUCCUUUUACGACGAAUGCUCAACCCAUGCUGAGACCAACAUAGUUCUUUAGCAAUGAACGCGAGCAAAGACCACGAAUCCGUCCAAUCAGUACGUGAACGUACGAUGUUGUGAAACUCCGUCCGUUCGUUUUACACCAGAUGUAUGUAUACCUGCAUGUGAAUAAUUGGUAAAGCAUGACGAAUAAAUGCACAUAUUUUGUCAA
Messenger RNA from Amphibalanus amphitrite, 2297 nucleotides. RefSeq names its product sodium- and chloride-dependent glycine transporter 2-like. The record is from RefSeq and is a predicted model, not a curated record. Gene Ontology annotation, biological process: sodium ion transmembrane transport. Lineage: Eukaryota; Metazoa; Arthropoda; Thecostraca; Balanomorpha; Balanidae. Gene Ontology annotation, cellular component: membrane. The transcript has 8 exons. Gene Ontology annotation, molecular function: L-amino acid transmembrane transporter activity. The annotation marks the transcript as partial.